UCCCCGACCGAGGCGGGCGUACACUUGUUACACUUGUUGCACCUUACACUUGUUACCCCCGUUACACUUGUUCAUGUGAAGUGAAGUGUACUGUGAAAAUGUACAUAGACGUGGAUGUGUUUUGCCAGGGGAAUGGGAAUAUGGCGCUCGAGAGGGUGACGAGGUACCAGCAGAUCGAAAGCGAGAGCGGCGGGGGUGGUGUGUCGGGUCUGUGCGCGCGCGAUGCGGCGUCGCCGGCGCAGAUGCUGCCGCCGGCGCCCGCGCCGCCCGCCACGGUCAAGACCGAGCGCUCCAGUCCACAUGACUCCACCGCUUCUAGGUCUCGCAGCGUGACGCCAUCAACGUCCUCGCACCCCAGCACCACGCCGGAGCGCGUCAGCCCGGCGGCCCCACCGCCGAGACACUACUCGGAGAUCAUGCGCACCCUCGCCGCCAGAUACAACACCGGCCCCAACGACUUCUUCCACCGCAACGGGUUCGGUGCGCCGCCCGUGGACGUGGGCUCGGCGCCGCUGGGCGGGCUGUUCGCCAAGCUCGCGGUGCAGCAGGGCACGCACAUACCCGCCUUCCCUGCUACCGUUGAUAUGACCUCUACUAAGACGUUGCUAGCGCUAUCUCGGGUGGCGUGCGGUCGGUCGCGGCGCAAGCGCAUCAAACGCAACGUGUCCGACCACAGCCCGCUCGACCUGUCCACGGCUGGGGACGUGAAGCGGGCGCGGUACAGCCCCAGCAGCGAGGGGGAGGAGAGAGUGUCUAAUGGAGAAUCAAGUGAGACACGCGAGUGUUUAUGCGCGGAGGCGCGCGCGCGGCUGUCGGCGAUGUCGGUCGACGAAGUCGUCGAGUUCGUCGCUUCUAUAGACAUCUGUGCGGAGUACGCCACGAAUUUCCGCGACCAGCGAAUAGACGGUUCCGGUCUGCCGCUGCUCACAGAGGAGCAUCUCACGGGCAUGCUGCAGAUGAAGCUGGGGCCAGCGCUCAAGCUGCGAGCAGCAGUCGCCAAGAAGAUAGAGCCCUGCGCCCAGUGCGCCGCCCCCACCACACCCAGAACCAACGGCACCUUCAAACCAGAACCCAGAAGUAACACCACGAGCCCCAGCUAGGCUGUACUCAGUGUUUGGACUAAUACCUGAGACUAAAUUUAGCAAAAACCUGAGAAUUCCAGUUUUAUAUGGCAUAAUGAGUGAAAAAUAUUCGCGUGUAACGAGCGAAAAAUGUGGUAUUAGUAUCGCAUUAAAAUAUCUGCUUAAAGUCUUGCAUCUGAUAUGUGUGGGAAAAUAUUUGAAGUGCACCUGUUGCAACCUUUCGAUGCAAGAAUUUUGUGCCGAUACUUGAAGCGUUUUCAUCCUAACUCGAUGAAUAUUUGAAAUUGGAAUUUUCUCGACAUUCGAUUAAUAUCGUCGAUACUUUUGCUUCAAUCGAUAGAUAUAUUCUAGCAAAUUAAAGCAGUAUUCGUCAUGGGUCCAUCGUCUUCCCGUUUAAUGAUUUUGCAUUUAAUGAUUUAAUUUAGUUAAGUAAUGUAAAUAAUCAUACCGUCCAAAUAUUAUUAUUUCGUCUAAGUUGUAUAUAAUGGGAGACGUGUAUAUUAUAGACGUAUGGGUACAUUAGUACCGCUCCGUAUACGUCUGACAGGGUCCUAUACUUGUUUGUAUAUAACGUUUGCAGCUGUAGUGUUAAAUGUAGCAUUUAUUUAUAUCACACCUGAAUAAAGCUCAUUAUUAAUACAGAACUGUUUAUUGUGAUAAUAAUGAUUUCAUACAAUUCGGUCGCUAUAUGUGCAAUCAG
Aricia agestis (brown argus) is the source of this 1782-nucleotide messenger RNA. RefSeq lists its product as uncharacterized. The record is from RefSeq and is a predicted model, not a curated record. NCBI's taxonomy places the organism in Eukaryota, Metazoa, Arthropoda, Insecta, Lepidoptera, Lycaenidae. Bases 99 to 1100 code for a protein of 333 amino acids. Gene Ontology annotation, molecular function: protein binding. Gene Ontology annotation, cellular component: PRC1 complex. The transcript has 7 exons.